AUGGCACAAGAGGUCCAUCUCAAUCACCGGCUUCAUGCCAGACAACUCCCUCCGCAACUCGACGUGGCUGCCUUCCAGCGCACAGAGUCUGCCUCGCCUAGCUCGUCCACCCAUUCUCCUCUCACUCCUGCCAUCGUGCGUCCCAGCUCCGCCUCUGCCACCUCAGAAACAGGCCCUUUCCACGCGUCCAGGGAGCCCGCCACUGGUCCUCAGCGCUCCAAGUCAACCAGCUCGACAUCAAAGGGUGACCGGGAGAAGCGGAAGCGGUCCCGAGUCACACCCGAGCAGCUUGUCCACCUUGAAAGGUUCUUUGCCGUUGACCGCAGCCCCACCGCUGCUCGUCGGAAAGAAAUCAGCGACAUGCUUGGUAUGCAGGAGAGGCAGACCCAAAUAUGGUUCCAGAAUCGACGUGCCAAAGCAAAACUACAGGAUGGCAAGAAGGGGCGAGGAACGAGCACCGAGACUCCUCCGGAUACACCUCCAGAAUUGUCAACUGGCUAUGAAGCCGAGCUCCAUAACCUUAUUCAUGAGGACGAACCUGUAACCAUCAUACCAUGCACGGAUUUAUCCAUCGGGACUUGGCGCAGGAUAGCGACCACUGUAGGCAAACACGACCUCGUCGCAUAUCUCUGUGACACGAAGCGCUGCCUAACAUGGUUCAUACAAUCUGCUGGGUAUGGGUUCAAGAUGGAGAUACCCUUUGACAUCAUCGCCGACACAGAGUUCACCAAUGCCGCGCCCGGGUCCGGCCUCGCUACGUUCCUUCUUUCACAGCCACCGAACUUCUAUCUGGAAAGUCUCUCGCCUUCUGGUCAAGGGCCGAUCCGUCACUGGAAGAAAUGCGCUGAUUGGACGGAGGGUCAACAAGCGACCCAAGUCCUCCGCCAUGAUUUGAUUGGAUCAGCAGUGCAGCUCGCACAUGUUCUUCGCCACUUGAAUGCGUAUACUCAAGGAUCAGACAUUCACUUGCACGCUCCC
Messenger RNA from Coniophora puteana RWD-64-598 SS2, 978 nucleotides. RefSeq names its product homeobox-domain-containing protein. The transcript is spliced from 3 exons. Lineage: Eukaryota; Fungi; Basidiomycota; Agaricomycetes; Boletales; Coniophoraceae. The annotation marks the transcript as partial. Gene Ontology annotation, molecular function: RNA polymerase II cis-regulatory region sequence-specific DNA binding. The record is from RefSeq and is a predicted model, not a curated record. Gene Ontology annotation, biological process: cell differentiation; regulation of transcription by RNA polymerase II.